AUGGAAUCAUCACCCCCGCCACAAAGGGGCGAUGACCAUAACGCGGGUCGCCGAGUUCGGGAAUUGUACCGGUACUUCCAGCCCGAACGCGCCGGUGUCCCUCAAGACCGCAGUUCCACCUCCGCCAGCGAUGAUGCGUUUCCCUCCGCCAGUUUAGAUUCCUCCAGCCAUAUUCCUUCGUCGCCCUCAUUAUCCUCCCAAUGUCCUUCGAACUCCGCCAUUGACGCCGCCGCUGCGGGGCUUGUCCCCGAGACUCUGAUACUCGGCGAAGCUAAUGCGACGUUAACAUCGUUUGCGCAGCUGGCAGCAUUGCGACUCAAUGUUGAGCGCGUGUUGAUCAGUGUUUCGGACCGCCAAAGCCAAUUCAUUUUGGCGCAGAGCACCCAGACUGGGGGCAUUAGCGAUUAUCAAGCAUCCGGGGAAGGUGUCUGGGAUGGUUGCUCAACAUUAUCAUCCAGCGCCUGGAGUAUGUGCAAGGUAGGUAUCGACUCCUCGAAUAUGUUCCGUCGCUUCGGUUACUCAGACGAGAUCGCCUCUUUCCUCCAGGCCACUGUUGCUCUUCCGUCCGCCCGCGAACCGGGACAACGCCAGUUCUUGAUUCUGAACGACCUCAGCGAAGAAGAACGAUACAAGCGCCUUCCAUUCGUAAUAGGAGACCCGAAGUUCCGAUUCUAUGCCGGUACGCCCUUGACGACGGACACUAAUGUCAACAUUGGAUGUUUCUUUGUUCUUGACACCAAACCGCACGAUGGUUUAAGCAAUACGGAGAGGGGCACUAUGGACACAUUGGCCGGCUUGAUCAUGGACUAUUUGAAGGUUAGCCGCCAGGCUUCCGAAGGUCGCCGCGCAGCCCGCCUGUCUCGUGGUCUCAGCUGCUUUGUUGAAGGUAGCUCCAGCUUUGUCGAUGGAGGCCAUCCCUCCUCCUCUGGUAGCUCUGCAGCGGCACCCAGCACACCUCCUUCGUCAAGUCAACGAGCCAACCACCACUCUCUUGGGUCCCUUAAUAGCUUCGAUGCCCCAUCUAGACGAUCUCAAAGCAGCGAUACUCGCUCUUUCAGUUCCGUGUCGGAAUCAAAGCUCGAUCAUGCUCAAUCCUCCGGACCGGAUAUCCCCUUCCCGGAUUGGUGGGCUGGCAGUCGCGAAAAAGAAGUGAAGGAUUCCGAUGACUCUCAUGGACAUAGCUGGGCAUUCAGACGGGCCGCUAAUCUGCUACGAGAGAGUCUUGAGCUUAGUGUGGAUGGCGGAGUCAUUUUCGUCGAGGCGAACAAUAGUCCGAUGAUCGACAUCGACACAGGAAGCGAUUGCUCGAUCGAAGGCAACAAUCCGGCUCCUGUGCUGGCUAUCUCAACCAAUGAAGAGCCAUUUGCGCCCGGCCCGGGUUCGAAGGUCCUCUACCCAGCAGCCUCCCUCGACACUGCGUUUCUUCACCAACUACUGCGGCGGUACAGUAAAGGCAAGCUUUGGUCAUUUCAUCGCGACGGUAUGAUAUCGAGUUCCGACGAUGAAUCGCCGCGCAGAAGUCGCUCGCGCACCACCAAGUCGUCCGAGACGGGCAAGUCAGGAUCCAAGCGAUGGAGAGCCACGGAGAACUCUAUGCUGAAUCAGUACUUCCCGAAUGCCACUCAAGUUCUUUUUGUGCCACUCUGGAAUUCUGCAAAUUCGCAAUGGUUUGCCGGCUGUUUCUGUUGGAAUACUGUGGAGACGCAAGUGUUCAGCUCGUCGGUAGAAUUGAGUUCCAUCCUCGGGUUCGGAUCUUCCAUCAUGGCAGAGUGCAAUCGGGUCGAAUCACUCAUUUCAGAUCGGCAAAAGGGCGAUUUUAUAGGCAGUAUAUCUCACGAGCUUCGGAGUCCACUCCACGGUAUCCUGGCGGCCGCGGAGUUUCUCAACGGCACGCAGCUUGACGAGUUUCAGACCUCUCUCUUGGAGACUAUCAACGCAUGCGGCCGUACUCUGCUGGACACGAUGAACCAAGUCCUGGAUUUUAGCAAAAUUGUUUCUCUGGAACGCACCUAUCGAAAUAUGAAACGAGGUCGAACAUCACCCACCGAGUUGAAAGGACCGAAUCGGUUCUCCACGCACCUGGAUACCUAUGUGACGACAGAUUUGGCUUUAUUGGCUGAAGAAGUUGUAGAAGGGGUAUGUCUGGGUCAUGCAUAUGGUCAGAAGUCCUCUGCCCCUUUUGAUCAGCCCAUGGUCCUGCCGCUUGGCCAAUUGAGAAAACCCACGUCUGAGCUUGAGGCAGAGACGGCAUGUCGUUCAGAUGUGGAGGUCAUAGUCGAUAUUGCGCAUAAUGAUUGGACUUAUCUCACGCAACCGGGAGCCUUGAGACGUAUUAUCAUGAACGUUUUUGGAAACGCGAUGAAGUACACUCACAGUGGUCGUGUGUCUUUGCAUUUGGAGGUCACAGAAGCUUCAGAGGGCCGCUCACGCCGUCAUGGAGUCGAAGAAUUGGUCACCUUAACGGUAUCUGACACGGGCAAAGGAAUCUCUGAGGAGUUUCUGCGUGGUCGUCUGUACACACCGUUCGCUCAAGAAGACACUCUCGCAGUUGGGACCGGCCUCGGUCUCUCUAUUGUACGGAGUCUUGUCAAAGCCCUUAAGGGUAGUAUCAACAUUCAUAGUCGCCCUGGCGAAGGUACCAUUGUUAAAGUGUCUCUUCCACUAAUCCGACCUGGUCCUGAAGUGGAUCUAGAGGAGACAGUGGGGCCCCGGUCGCCGUCGGCCAAGGAGAAAAACGCGUUGACAGAAAGUCGUAUGCUGCGCGAAACUUAUGCUGGUCGUCGCGUUGCAAUUUGGGGGGUAGAACCCGCGGAAGCAGCGACACAUGCAUUCUGGUCCGUCUAUAUACGUUAUCUGACCGACUGGUAUGGCCUUGAGAUAGUGUCGUCCCAGGAUAGAAUACCCGCGGAUAUUACUCUAGCUGAGGAACAGGACCUGGCUUCGGGAACGCAACCCGAUACCGACACGACGCUUCCAUGUCUCCUCGUCUUCUGUAGUAAAUCUGUUGAUUAUACGACAAGUCGGUCGCGGUGGUUGUCUUUGGCCAACAUGGUUAAUAUUAUUCGACGACCAUGUGGUCCACACAAACUCGCACGCAGCAUUCGCAAGUGCUUGGAGAUUCAAAAUGGCACUUUACCAGUGAGGACAAUUGAGCUACCUGAACGGCCCCGGCCCGCCGUCUUGACAUCAGAGGAUACAUCCCUGGGAGAAAGGAUGUUUGAGAUUCCCACUGAUACUCCGGAGCUCACGCCAGAAGCGACCGCCGGCUCAGACUCAUCGUCUUCCUACGACUACAUGCGGUCACAGUCCUCUGAUGCCUUUGACCCUUUGUGUCCAACUGAAUCACCGGCAUCAUCCGUGCAACCUCAAUCGCCCAGGCAACAACCAGAUUUCUUUCCGAUUAAUCGCCGCGCACGUAUCUUGGUUGUGGACGACAAUUCGAUCAAUCUCAAGCUAAUGCUCACAUUCAUGAAAAAGAGGGAACUCGAAACGCUGGACUCAGCUGAGAACGGCAAGUUGGCCGUCGAUGCCGUUGAGCGGUUGCCUGAAGGAUAUGAUAUUAUUUUCAUGGAUAUGUCUAUGCCAGUAAUGAAUGGCUUUGAGGCAACACGCGCCAUCAGAGCCAUUGAGAAAGAGCGUGGUGAGGGCUGCGCCCCCGCCGUGAUCAUCGCCCUGACGGGCCUCAGUAGCUCGCGCGAUGAAUCUGAGGCACUUACGUCGGGUGUCAAUUUGUUCCUCACGAAGCCGGUUUCCUUCAAAGAGGUUUCGAAGCUGUUGUCGGAAUGGGAGGAUAGAGAAACGGCGGAACGGCGUCUGUCGGGGUCUGGGUCUGCAUCUGAUUGAAACGAAAUACACAUCUCACAACAGCAUGCGUGCAUUUGAUCAAUUUUGUUGGUCUAUGGUCUAUGGGGAUUUCCUUGAUUUUGUUCCCAAUCAUUCUGUGUUGGGAUUACUCCGUACACGGAUAUGAGGCAUGAGUGAUACCCUUCUCAGGACUUUGGAGUUUUUCUUCGGCUGGCGUUUAUUUUGGCUCGCAUGGUU
This is a messenger RNA of Aspergillus japonicus CBS 114.51, 4041 nucleotides long. RefSeq names its product putative sensor histidine kinase/response regulator. The record is from RefSeq and is a predicted model, not a curated record. Gene Ontology annotation, biological process: protein autophosphorylation; phosphorelay signal transduction system. Bases 1 to 3843 code for a protein of 1280 amino acids. Lineage: Eukaryota; Fungi; Ascomycota; Eurotiomycetes; Eurotiales; Aspergillaceae. Gene Ontology annotation, molecular function: histidine phosphotransfer kinase activity; phosphorelay sensor kinase activity. The transcript has 4 exons.